GAAGGGGCCCGUGGCAGCCUGAGUAGUUUUACGCCUGGUGCAAUUGCUGGACUAGUGAUUGGUUUUCUGCUUGCGGCCCUUAUUUGCAUGUUCUUUAUUUGGCGUCGCUGGAGAGAACACAAGAUUUUAAAGAAGAAAGGUCUUAUUCUAGGGUAAACAAUAUUUUGUCUUAAUAAUAAAAUUAGACGUGAUAUGAGGGAAUAUUUUGGGGAAAAUCGAAGGACGGUAAAAUUAAGAAAUUCAAGAUUGUUAAAAAAAAACGUUUUAUUGGGUAAUGCUAGCAAAAAGGCUCGUAACUAAGCAACAGUUAAUUGGUGACUGAGUUUUUUUAAUAUAAAUAUGAGAAAAACAUUUUUUUUUUCCUAAACCAGCUCAGGAUUUCUUGAUGGACCUCUUUAGACUCAGAUUCUUCAUAGUUUUUGUUUUGUGUAAUGACUCAACAAAAGGCAAACUGAUAUUUAUGGUUUACUUUAAGAAAUGUGGAGUCAUAAUUAAUCUUCUGAUCUUAAACUGAAUCAGUUUACUUUUAAUUGUCUCCAGCUAUUAAAGCAAAAAUUAUAAGCGGGGCUGUUAAAAGUUUCAGUGGUCGCCAAACAAAACACUUAUAACGUUUUCAAACAAUUGCAACAGUAAAUUCUUAUCUCUCUUUUUUGCAGGAAAAACGGCUUUAUUAUAGAUCAUUGGGAGGUAGAUGGUGACCUUGUUACGCUUGAAUAUGAGAUUGGAGAGGGAGCCUUUGGUAAGGUUUACAAGGGAACUCUAAUCAAACCCACCAGCUCUUUGCCCCAGAAAUUUUUUUUGAAGCCGUGGAAGAAAACUGCUAAAACUGUCAGUGGAAGUGAGACAUACGUAGUUGCGGUGAAAGUGCUUCAUAGUGAGUAUCAAUUGUUCCUGGUAUUGUAAAUAAUAUAUCCUGAAUAGUAUCUUACAACCCUUUGUAAAAGCAUAAGCUGAAUAACUUCAACUUGACUGUCAAUGUAUUUAGCACAAAGUUACUAGUUAAGGACACCAUUCUUACGUCUCCUACUGGAGACGGGACCGCCAGUUUACAUGGUCAUCCGGGCGACCCAAAGGUCUAGCCAAUUGUAGGCAAAGUCAGUACCUUCAUUUCUCAGUUACUUUAAGACUCAGAGUAUUGGUCCGACCCUGGGAAUCGAGCUCGCGAUCUCCCGCUCGGCAGUUAUAUAAGCACUCUGCUGAAUGAGCUUUUAACCGGCUCUGUUAAUACUUUCCUCAGGCUCCACACUGUCUAGCUAAAAGCCUCACCGAUAAAAUCGACCCACAACCGACCCAGAGAAAGACAUCCAUCAUUUUCUCUUUGCCAUUAGAUAUCCCAGAUGAAAGUGUGCGGCAAGACUUUCUCGACGAAAUUCAGUUGAUGAAGGCGGUGGGGUCACACAAGAAUAUUGUCAGCAUGGUCGGCUGCUGCACUCUCGAGGAACCUAUGUUUUUGUUAGUUGAAUAUGCCCCGUACGGUGAUCUCCUACACUACCUCAGAAAACAUAGGAAAACGGUAUUUGUCCGCUUAAAUACUUACAUACAUACUUAUAUUCCAUCCCUAAUCAAGGCUUUUCAGAAGUACAGACAAACAUAUGUUAUAACUGUCUUACUGUCUUAAAACCAAAUAUAAAUUACACUAGACAUAGAAUAUUUACAAGCUAAUCUCAGGUAGGUUAAUAAUUAUAAUUUUAUAAUUACCUAAAUAGCCUAAGAUAUGUAAUGCUAAUUGUUAAGAAAUUCUUCAAUCAGAUUUUUUCGCAUUGCGUUCUUAAAAGCGUUAUCGUCAGCCAGUUGUAAAGUUUGAGCCUUGAGCAAAGUUUGAGCCUAGUAACCCCUUGGUAGUAAAAUCAAAGUUUACCUGCAGUAGUUGUUUUAAGUAGGGGGAUAUUAGUUUAUUUAUGUUUUGAAGUGGCAUUACCUAAGCCAGGGAAAAUCUACGGGGAAGGAGGGGAUACUUCCUUAAUUGACACAUCCAAGUUCCUAUAUUGAAAAACGUGGACGUUCCAAUACGAAACGUCAAGGGGGAUAUAAAAAAGCAAUUUUUAUCACCGCUGUGUUUUAUUAUGGAUAUGGGAUUACGAUCUUUUGGACCAAAAAAAUUCCUUAUUAGAAAAAAUUCUCCGAUGCCAAAAGAAAUUUUGUUCUUCUCAAAACAGUAACAUCCAAGCUUUCAAGGCUCUUAUGAACAAGCUAGUCAAUGUAUUGCAUGUAAAGGAAACGAUCUCAGUGUAAUAUGUACGGCACCUAAUUUCUAAAAACAUUUCGAGUAUAUUACUUAGCAUAAAUAAGUACAUUCUCCGUUUUCACAUCUUCCACAAUACACUUUUUGUCCCUCCCCCCCCCCCAAAAAAAGUAAUAAAAAUUUCUCUUACUUGAGUAAUAGAGUUGUCCCAAAACAAAUUGAAAACAAUGCUUGUUUUAUUGGCAAAAUAUUGGCGAGUAAUCAAUGUGUAUUAUGGGAGAUAAAAUGAAGUGCCGAAUACGGUCAUAUCCUAAUUCUUUACGUCUUCCAGGCCUUCCAAAAGUCAAACAAAGACCUUGGAUGUUCAAUCACAUUCACUACAUCAGAUGAUGAGAUAAACAGGAUAAAAGCUAGCGGGGAAACCAAUAGCUUGAAAAUGGAAGAUCAAGAAGAAAAAGAAGACUACAACGAGGAGAUUUUGACCCAUGGAAAUCUAAUGGCGUUUGCUUGGCAUAUCUGCCAAGGGAUGGUAAGCAAGCCACCAGUCUUAAGCUACUUUUCUUGAGAAAAAUGUACGUCCAGUGAGGAAAAAAAAACAGGCUUCUCCUUCUAGGUAGCACAAAUGGCUUGCUUCCGGCCGACUAACACUCAGAGUCUUUAAACAACCGAGGAGAAAGUGCUAAUUUUGCUCUGACGUCUGCAAAUGGUUGAAACUUUUUUGAUUUGUAGUCUCGGAUAGGCUACAGUAUGACGAUAAACUCAGGACCCUUUCGCGCGGUCGUUCCACUUAAUCUGACUUUGCACAACGUUUAAAUUUCUGACGUAAAAUUGUUUUUUCCUUGUGUAAGGAAUACCUGGCGAGAAAGGGAUACGUUCAUCGCGAUUUGGCGGCUAGAAAUGUACUUAUUGGAGAAAAUAAGAUUGCAAAAGUGUCAGACUUUGGACUGUGUCGACACGUGUAUGAAGGGAAAGUUUACCAUGGCAAACGAAACAGGAAACUGCCCUUGAAAUGGAUGUCAACAGAAGCUAUCUUUGACCACACAUUCACUACGAAGAGCGAUGUGUAAGAUAACUCAUCAAUUAAUGCAUGUAAACUAAAUAUAGCGCUUUUCGUAAAUGAAGAAAGGAAAAAACUAAUUCAUAUACACUUUCAACGCAAAGUUCAAAUGAAUAAAAUGAUCAAAUAGGGCGAGCUUAUACUCUGCUGACAGAAGUUUCUUUUCGACGUGGGUUUUAACUUUAACGAAGUCGUUCACGUUGCUGGCAUUCGCGUAGUUGGCUUGUUUACGACUCCGCAUACGCUAAGAGUCAAGCCGGAAAGAAACCUCAGUAGUAUAGUAGUGAUGUUUACUCCUUUUUGGGGAGGAUCUCAUUACUUUGCGAUCAAAUGCAUUAACGCCAAUGACGUCAUAGCCAUUAGUCUUUAACUCAUGUGUAAAAUGCGGUGGAAUCUCAUUUAUGUAAGGUCAGGUAUACGCGCUAUAGGGGUUUUUAAACCCCAUUAGACAGGUGUUCCAGUUACUAAUAUAAUAAUAGGACGAUUAAUUGAGAUUGACUAAAAGCUAAGAAAGUGUAAAUUCAACGUGUCGAUACCUCGUGACGUAAUAACUCAAGGUUUAUUUCCUGCUGCUUUCGUUAUCCAUCGAUCACAGACAACUUAUUGUCCUGCUUCCGUUUUACGGUUCUCUGGCUGUGACUUUCCCUAGAAAAGAAAUGAAAAAAAGGUUUUUAUAGCAGUACCGGUGUAUUAUGAUCGUCCCGUGAUGGACUUAAUCAUCUUAACUUAUUCACAUAAAGGAUUUUGCAAGUGAAGUGCAUGCACCGUCAAUCCCAAUUAUUGUAAGCUAUACAUAAGGCAUCACCCAGUUCCUUUAACAAAAACAUACCUAUCUUUUCAAUGACAAAUCUAAUUUCGUUCCUCUUAUUUCUUACAGAUGGGCCUUUGGAGUAGUACUCUGGGAAAUAGUGACUCUAGGUACGCUAACAGCUAAAUAUAUCUGUAUACAAAUUCGAGUAAACAGUAACUUUAAACAUGAAGAGCGUUCUCGAAAAAUAUGAUAUUGACGGAGUGGUAAACAUUUACGCCUAUUUUUAUCAUACUAAAUAAACUGAGACAACGUAGUAUUGGCCUACUCAGCACGUGAUCAUUUUUCGUUUACGCGCAAAAAUCAUUUGAACCAUUUUUGGAGGAAUUGCGUGACACUGUUGAUAUUUGCCCUGUUGUUGCAAUAUUGCCAAAUUAAAUACAUAAGUAGUAUUUGUGCCAGUUCAAGCACAGGGUCCAGAGGAGUUUCGUGUGAAUAAAUGAAUUACUUAUUUAAAGUCUCACCUUGAAAAAUGUCUAUACCUGUCGCUUAGCACGACUAAUUAGCCCAAUGGGAUCUUUAUGAAUCUACUGUAAACGAAUCUUCGCUUCCCCAAUUCUUAUCUGACCCUGAUCGACUUUGUUGUUCGCCGUUUUGAAAAUCAAUAACCGCAAGCCCGAAGGGCGACCGAGGCACGAAGUGCCGAGUAAAAAAAGGACAAGCUUUCCGUAUUUUAUACUGUAAGCCGAUCUUGCGAGCCCUCAAUCUCUUGGUUUGUGGUCUGUAGAAUGUGUAACGAAACUGUAACGCGAUCAAAAUAACCCAUUUUUCAGAGGUUUUCGACGGGUUUUGAUGUUCUAACGAAAAACACAUCUCCUCUAGACCGUGUGGUUCAAGUGCAAACUCUGAGAUCUGGGAAAAUAUUGACUUUUUAAAAGUUUUUCCUAAAAAAAAUGGCUAUUCGGUGUUUAUCGCCAAAUGCCCAGUUUUCUCUGAAGAAAGCAUGGCAAGCCCUUUUUUCUAAUAAUUGGAUUUUAAUAGCCCUUAGUAUGAUCCACUUGUCUUACAAAGUCAUUACUGGUCUUACAAAAAGGCGUUUUUGAGCGACGCAGGUCAACCGGGAGUGGUCUUUUUUGCAUUUAUGGGCAGUAAUCUCACCCAAAUGUAGGGAAAACCGUUUCUGCAACUGUGAAGACACUUUGCAAUACAAAUCUGGUAGCGUCAAGGUCUCAAUUCCUGUUGACGUGCGUCGUUCAAAAACGCGGGCCUUUGCUUACAAACUCCCUAAAAUCUUGGGAAAUACUUCCCUGGUAUCACUGGGAUCCAGCCGUCUUUAAUACUGACUCCUGAAUCAUCAUAUCAGGUGGGACGCCAUACCCUACCAUAGAAAGCAAAGAGCUGUUUCGGCUGCUAAAGAAUGGGUACAGAAUGGAAAAGCCAGACACUUGCAACAAAGAGCUGUAAGUCAUGACAUUGAUGAUGCAGAUAUUGAACUUAAAUAACCAUUCAGUUACCAACAGCUAGUAGUUGAUUCUUGUGUACUUGGUAAAUUUCUUUUACUCUUUUUUUUUGUUACAGUUACAAAAUGAUGCACGACUGUUGGCAGGAUAACCCUGAAAAUCGUCCCACCUUCACGCAGAUUCGAGAGACCCUGGAGACUAUAAUGCAGAAGGACAAUCCAUAUCUAGACCUGACUGCUGUGGAACAAUCGCACGUCGAAUACAACGUGCGGUGUUUUGACAGUGUGGCGGAGGAGUCCGACGAUGAUCAAAGAGACGACAAUGUUGAAGUGGUGUGCCACGAAGGUAUGCAAGAUCGAUUAUAUUUCCAUUCCCUUGAACUGACUUACUGCACAUUGCUUUUAAUCUAAUUGUAUAUUCCUUCUUUACAGAUUCAGGUGGAGAAGUAAAGGUGAACAUAACGAAAAAUGAUCCACAGUCUAGUAAUUUGUCAGUGCAUGGAUAGCAACAUCAAAAGCGAAACCCAGCUGCGAACAGGGAGUAAUAAUUGUGCAAAGCACCAUCAAGAUCCUGAAAUCUACGGCUUAUUUAAUACACUGGAAACGUGUUUUUGA
Molecule: messenger RNA, 6061 nt
Organism: Porites lobata
Lineage: Eukaryota; Metazoa; Cnidaria; Anthozoa; Scleractinia; Poritidae
Source: the annotation of a GenBank genome assembly